Messenger RNA from Vespa velutina, 1275 nucleotides. RefSeq lists its product as uncharacterized. The transcript is spliced from 5 exons. Lineage: Eukaryota; Metazoa; Arthropoda; Insecta; Hymenoptera; Vespidae. The record is from RefSeq and is a predicted model, not a curated record. The coding region runs from base 384 to 1019 and encodes 211 amino acids.
AUUAAAAAGGAGCAAGAGGGAAAGGAGAAGAAAGAAAAAAAUUAAAAAAAAAAUUAGUUCAAAGAGGAAAAUAAUUUUGUCCUGAGCGAAGAAUUCGACUCGUCACUCGAGAUUCUUGCGUUACACGGACGAAGAAGAGGACUCGAAGAAUUACGUAAAGCAUUUCAUUCGUUCCGAGUGUUUGCUUUGUCUAACUGUACCCACGAACACGCAGAGAGAGGAGAGAAAGAGAAAUAUACAGUCGACUAGGACGAACUCGUAAAGAAACUGCUUCGUACGUAAGUAAGUUGGAGAAAGACAUUAUAACAGUUUGAAACGAGUUCGUUGUUUCUCAAAAACGGCCUUAGGUUUUCUUCUUACACGGAUUAAUAGUACAUAGACAAAUGUACCAACCAGAAGGACGAUUAUUGUGGCAAUCCUCUUUCAACAUAUCGCUAUCGGUGAUACGUAUUUUAUGUCUCACAUUUAAUCUGCUGUUAACGUGUUCGUCCAAGUCGUCAAACUCGGAGAUAGCCGAAACUCUUCAUCGACCUAUUAGAAGCUUGUCAUUCCCAGAAGCUAGUACGAUGGGUAUCUUCCUCGCUAUCGCUGUGCCACUCGAAGAUCCCCAGAAAUCGAUUUCCUUGUCGUAUUUCUUCGAAGCCAGCUACAAUUUACCCUCGAACUUGUCGUACUUCGAACCUUGGUCGGCGAAGGCUUCGAAAGGAGAAAGAAAAAGAAGGAGCAGCAUCGACAGAACCACGAUCUACCGGGUACUCGAAAGUAAAUUCAAGAGCUCUGGAUAUCUUGGAAGGGAAUGCCUACUGAAGACUAUCUGCGAGAACUCGGAAUAUCCUUUGAGACAUAAUGGUGUCAUCGGUGAUAUCUUCCACGUCCUAUUCACUCCUACGACUUCGCGACAUGAGAAACUGCCGCGAGAUAUCGUCGAGGCCGAGCUGGUUGGACGUAAUGGAAGCUGCUCGAAGUAUCAACCGCAAUGCCCCGUGGGACUCUUCGACUUGAUUGGAGUCCUCGUAUGAAGCUCGGAAAACCGCAACGGUUUGUCACGCCGCUACUUCCGACGAACGAACGGGGCUGAUUUCGUCUGCAUAAUGAAAACCACCGAAAGAGCGAAAGCCGAGAGAAUUAAAUAGAACGAGCAUAUCUCCAAAUGUUUUUUACUUUUUUUUUUUUUCUUUCUCCAUUUAAUCUCCUGUAAUAAAAACUAGAUUGCAAUAUGAUUAUUAUUUUUAUUUCAUUUAACGAAAUCAUAAAAACGUUUUAGUACAUAUAUAU